UUGGACGACACGUUUCAAAGAUGCCACCCAAGGGAAAAACCGGUUCUGGAAAAGGGAAAGGGGGAGCAGCCUCUGGAGGUGACAAUUCUGACAAGAAGGCUCAGGGUCCCAAAGGUGGUGGCAAUGCAGUAAAGGUCAGACACAUUCUAUGUGAAAAACAGGGCAAAAUCGUGGAAGCCAUGGAAAAGUUAAAGUCUGGAAUGAGAUUCAGUGAAGUGGCUGCACAAUAUAGUGAAGAUAAAGCCAGGCAAGGGGGGCACUUGGGUUGGAUGACCAGAGGGUCCAUGGUUGGACAUUUUCAAGAAGCAGCAUUUGCCUUGCCUGUAAGUGGGAUGGAUAAACCUGUGUUUACAGACCCAUCAGUUAAGAUAAAAUUUGGAUAUCAUAUUAUUAUGAUUGAAGGGAGAAAAUAAAUCAUAUGAAAGACUGAAAAAAAAAA
Otolemur garnettii (small-eared galago) is the source of this 439-nucleotide messenger RNA. Its product is annotated as peptidyl-prolyl cis-trans isomerase NIMA-interacting 4. The record is from RefSeq and is a predicted model, not a curated record. Gene Ontology annotation, molecular function: DNA binding; peptidyl-prolyl cis-trans isomerase activity. The coding region runs from base 21 to 413 and encodes 130 amino acids. Gene Ontology annotation, biological process: rRNA processing. The transcript has a single exon. NCBI's taxonomy places the organism in Eukaryota, Metazoa, Chordata, Mammalia, Primates, Galagidae.